Nematostella vectensis (starlet sea anemone) is the source of this 3076-nucleotide messenger RNA. Its product is annotated as RAD50-interacting protein 1. The coding region runs from base 40 to 2250 and encodes 736 amino acids. The transcript is spliced from 13 exons. Gene Ontology annotation, cellular component: Dsl1/NZR complex. Gene Ontology annotation, biological process: regulation of ER to Golgi vesicle-mediated transport; retrograde vesicle-mediated transport, Golgi to endoplasmic reticulum; endoplasmic reticulum to Golgi vesicle-mediated transport. The record is from RefSeq and is a predicted model, not a curated record. NCBI's taxonomy places the organism in Eukaryota, Metazoa, Cnidaria, Anthozoa, Actiniaria, Edwardsiidae.
AACUCUAGUUACCAGUCCUCUCUCACUCCGAAAUCCAAGAUGGCGGCUGCGGGUGAAAAUAUUAUAGAUUUGAAUGAUGAUGAAAAAACUUCCCUAAGAGUAACUGCCUUCUUGGAUAACACGCUAGGUAGUGAUGUAUCAGACCUUGGAAAAGUGGCGAAAUUGCUUGAGGAAUCUGAGCUCAAGAGAAAAGCUAUAGAAAAAAGGCUGAAUAAUGCUGAACACAACACACCAAAACAAAUUCAAGAAACUCUACAAAAUGGUGAGAUGGCUAUGAAGACAUUGAAUGCUCUCUUGGGGCAGAAAGAUGACAUGGUGACAUCUUCAGAGACUCACAGCAAAAAAAUCAAGGAUCUGGCAAUACAUCUUUCACAACUGGUUGAUCAAGUGUCAGAUAUCCAGAGAUUCCAAUCAUACAUUAGCUGGAUUGAGAGGCUGCAGGAGAUAAGUACUAACAUUCAAAAGCACCUUGAUGGAGGCCUCCUAGGGUCUGCAGUGGAAGAGUUUACCUCACUCGACACCAUUUCACAGUUAUUAGACAGCUCUUCAUGCCUAAAUCUCAAGACAUUUGCAAGAAAUACGCAGAAGCAUUGGUAUCAAGUGCUGGUAGAAAAUUUAUCAAGUGAAUUUGAUGAGAUCACUAAGAUGCUCAAGUGGCCGUUCACCUCUCAGUCUACUGCCCCGCCCUUGUCGACUAAAUCUGACACCUUCACAAGACUUGAGCGCAUCUUUCUACUUCUUCUAAAAUUACAAAACUUUAAAACCCCCUCAAAUGAAGGCUCUGAGAGUACAGAGAAGGAAAGAGAACUCCCUUUACCCUUAGACUGGCUUCUUAAACCUCUCAGGAAACGAUUCAAGUUCCAUUUUUAUGGCAAAAAGCAGACCAAUAACUUGGAAAAGCCUGAAUGGUACUUUACACAGAUUCUUAACUGGAUAAAAAGUCAUGGGGACUUUCUUCAGCAUACUGUACAACCAGUACUUGAUAAAGCAGAGCUCAGCUUUAUUGACGCUAAGUUGGAGUUUAUCCGUGGUCUAUUAGCUGUCACCACAGAAAAGAUGAUUCACAGCCUGCCUGAGUUAUUGGCUGAUGAAGCUGUAUUCUCACACUUUGUGGAUGAGACCCUGCUGUUUCAUAAAGAGCUCCAUGAGCUGUACAACUAUCCACUGACUGACCACAGCUGCUUGAAGGUCCUCACAAGAAAGCAGUGCUUGGGCAAGUGGGUGGAACUGGAGAGAAAAUAUGCAAUAGAGAACAUGGAGUCAUUGCUAGCUUCUGAAAAUGCAUGGAGGCCAAAGUAUGAAGACGUUGAGUGCGGAGCUGAUGAGAUGCGUGCCCCUGAGUGUGCAGAAGGCUUUAUCACCAUUCUCACUGUCAUGACAGAUCGCUAUAGGCACCUCCCAGGCCUAGAUGAGCAGAGCCGGUUUCUUGCCGUUCAGCUGGACCUUCUGAAGGAUUUCAUCACCCUGCUCUCGCUAACAGCAGAAGAAAGUGCCAGCAACCCUGUGGAUGCUUGCUUCAUUUCUGUACUGAAUGCAACAAGCUACAUAGGGUUUUUACUUGAAGACUGGAACGAUCAGACGCUUUUCUUACAGCUACAUGGAUAUUUUAGCUCUGAGAACGAUAGUGGUGACUGUGGCGUUUUUGAUGAGCCAUUAAAAUCGCUGUGCGAGUUGCAGAAAUACAUGAGUGGGCUGAUUGUGGAAGAUGUGGUCAAAGGAUUCAGAGCAAAAUGCAAGGCGUACAGAAAAGAAAGAUGGCAUAGCCUUCCAUCGCCCAAGGAGCUAGCUGUUAUGGUCUUGUCGUCCGGAGCAUGUGACUUCUUGGUGUACCUCAAGGAUCGAUUGAACACACUCCAAAAGCUGCUUGCAUAUAAACUCUUCUCUGCACUAUGGGUGGAUUUGGCGCGGGCACUCAACAUGCUUAUUUACCAAGAGGUUAUUCAAGAGUGCAGGUAUAACGAGGGAGGCGCAGCUCAGCUUCAGUUUGACAUGAAGAAUCUUUUCACUCUGUUCGGGGAGUACACCCAGAAACCGGAGAACUACUAUAAGGAAGUCAAAGAGUGUUGUAUUCUACUGAAUCAAAUGCCAGGGUCCGCAAUCCUCCUAAUAGAGAGCUUACAGGCUGCGCAUGCGCAUGACGAGAGCACGAACGCACCACAGGCAACCCUGAACGAAAUGGGAGUCUACAAGCUGUCGUCCCAUGAUGCACUACGCAUCCUCAACCUGAGAAUUAAUUGGCCGAAGGCGUAACCAUUAGGGAUGUCGGGGAAAAAAAUCAGAAUUUUAUUAUUAUUGCGGAAAUCAAUUAUGAUAUUUAUUAUGAAUUAAAUAUAAAUUUUAUCAGCAGUGACGUGACAUUUAUUGGUAAAAAUGAUGUGUCUAACUGUUUUACUGGUGGAGUUUACUAGACUUCAUUUGCGCGGAGCAUUUGUCAUUGUUUUCUCACAAAUCCAAUUGAUGACUAGGCUCGAUUUCCAGCCGUCGCUAGACCUUAUCGGCCCCACUAACGCCUUCAUCAAUGGUCACACACGUUUGUCCGUGACGUCACUUCCGAUAUUAUGCAACUUCUUCGCAUCUAUUCGUGCUAAAAAACACCCAGAAACACUCGAAAAUGUAAACUUCUUUGCUCUAUUCGCGCUAUAAAACACCCAUAAACACUCGAAAAGGUAAACGAAUACGAGGAAGUGCGAAAUUAGCGUUUCAAAGCCCAACAUAGCUCGCUAAAAUGUAAGAAAUAAAUGCCAACAAAAGAUAUGUCAUGAAAUACACAUCGUCAGGCUGUCAAACAUGCAAGAUGUCAUGCAAGUGUCGAUAAGGUGAGACAGAAUGGUCACGUGAUGUAUGACGUUAUCGAUGACGACAUCCAAACAUUUAGCUUCGGUAGGCGUUUAGGCAGACCGAACAGAUAGUAACGUGAUGUGCGACUUCAUCGAUAGCGACACAAGCAGUCAUAAUUAUUUUUGGACAAAAAUAAUCAAAGUUCUGGUUUGGGGCUCUGCUUUUAGGCACUGCCUUAAGUAAUCUGGUAAACAAGAAGAAUUUGAUUUUUCUAAGAGACAAGGAAGAUUUAGCGACA